Harpegnathos saltator (Jerdon's jumping ant) is the source of this 1775-nucleotide messenger RNA. It is a transcript of the gene Glo1, whose product is annotated as Glyoxalase 1. The coding region runs from base 141 to 1724 and encodes 527 amino acids. The transcript has 9 exons. The record is from RefSeq and is a predicted model, not a curated record. Gene Ontology annotation, molecular function: protein binding. NCBI's taxonomy places the organism in Eukaryota, Metazoa, Arthropoda, Insecta, Hymenoptera, Formicidae.
AAGAGAGGAAUAUCUUCUAUAGUGAAGCUCUCUGAACACAAAACAGAAAUAUAGCAAAUUGCCGUGUAUGAAAUUUUAUUCUAACGUUAUCACUUGUUAUACUGUCAGCCGCAAUCUGAAGCCAGUGUAUCUUGAUAGGUAUGGUAGAAGAUAAAAAAUACCAGAUCGCAAGCCGUAUCGAGUGCGACGGAUACCGGGGUACAUUGAAAUACGUUGGACCUGUGGGUAAUACGAAAGGUCAGUGGUUAGGCAUAGAUUGGGACGAUUCGACUCGUGGCAAGCAUAAUGGUACAUAUGAAGGAAUAGAAUAUUUUCAAGCUAGGCAUUCAACAUCAGGUUCUUUUAUACGACCGGCCAAAGCUAAGUUUGGUAUAUCUUGUCCUCAAGCUAUCGAAAUGCGCUAUGGGCUAAUUGAUGAUGAUUUAGCAGGCAUAGAUAGGGAGGAAGUUUCAAAUUUGAAGAAGGAAAUCAAUGCACCAUUCUUAGAAUUGGUUGGUUUCUCCAAAGUGAAUAAGAAACAGAGUAAAUUUGAUCAAUUAAAAAUAGUAUGGCUAAGGGAACAGUGUGUAAGCAAUGCUGGGGAAUCAAAAGAAUUGGAAGAGUUGUGUCCAAAUUUGGAAGAACUGGAUAUAUCUAGAAAUUUAAUUAAUUCAUGGAAAAUUAUAGCAGACAUAUGCUCCCAGCUUCAUUCUCUUGCACGUCUUGAUGUUAGUGAGAAUCAUCUACCUGUUGAGGAGGAUGUGGUAGCAUUGAAAAACUCAUUUUCAACAGUUAAACACUUGACAAUAGCUAGAAUGAAUUAUAAUUGGUCUGAUAUCCAACAAUGUCUUUCCAUGUUUCCAUCAAUUGAAGAAUUAUCUGUUUCUUUUAAUAUUGUCACGACCAUAGAAGACAUACCGUUACGUACGAAUUUAAUUAAAAUAGUUACUUUAAUACUCGAAGGAAAUUUAAUAUCAAAUUCGGAUGAGAUACUUAAAUUAGGUUCUCUUCCAUGUUUAGAAUACCUCAAUCUGAAUUCAAAUAAAAUAGAUGGAAUUAGAUUUCCAUCUUCAACAUCGACUGACAAAACUGUACUUUUCCCCUCUUUACGGCAACUGCAUAUCUCUGAAAAUCACAUAUCAGAGUGGCAGUCAAUUAGUGAACUCGAUAAGCUACCAAAACUGGAAGAUCUAAAAUUUAGAGAAAAUCCCAUUUUGAAGAAUGAAAUUUCAGAGACUGCAAGACAGUUGGUAAUUGCUAGAAUAGCGAGAUUAAAAAUGUUAAACGGUACAGAGAUACUUUACGAUGAAAGGAGAGGUGCUGAGUAUGACUAUUUAAAAUUGUAUUUGCCAAAAUGGCAAGAAAACGAAAGUAAUACAGACAAAAGAACACUAUUUCUGAACGAACACCCGCGAUAUCCUAUUUUAGUAGACAAAUAUGGAAUCGCGGAUAUUCCCUCGGCUAAGCCAAAGGUAGAGAUGGUUUCGAAUGUGAUAACAGUGGAAUUUUUAUGCCCGGACGAUCCGCGUCAGCCCAGAGGAAUUAAAAGGAAGUUACUCAAAGACAUGGAGGUUCAGAAAAUGAUCGGAAUCGCUCAAAGACUCUUUAAAACUGGUGGCAAAAUACCUGCUCUUUCAUUUAUCCCGCGGAAUUUAUCAAACGAUGAGAUAUCGUUGGAUAAACCGCUACAAGAACUUAGUUACUACUCUAUACAAGAUGGCGAUCAGGUUCUUGUGAGGUGGUGAUAUUAAAUGAAUUAUUUAUAGAUAUGACUGUAUUUUCUACGCUGUUAAAAA